This is a messenger RNA of Aphanomyces astaci, 1196 nucleotides long. RefSeq lists its product as hypothetical. Gene Ontology annotation, cellular component: cytoplasm. The transcript is spliced from 5 exons. Lineage: Eukaryota; Oomycota; Saprolegniomycetes; Saprolegniales; Verrucalvaceae. Bases 245 to 1066 code for a protein of 273 amino acids. The record is from RefSeq and is a predicted model, not a curated record. Gene Ontology annotation, biological process: regulation of proteolysis; proteasome-mediated ubiquitin-dependent protein catabolic process. Gene Ontology annotation, molecular function: ubiquitin protein ligase binding.
UCCGUGCGGCAUCACACAGCACGAGGCCAUUCCACUAUCGGAGCAUCAUCGCCAUGAACAGAAGCGUCCGAGCAGACAACGUCGAGUUCACCGUCAAGGCGUCUGAAGAUCUCAUCUUGACGGGCAGCGAACGUUCCAUCAUUCGAGUGCCCGCCAACAACAUGUACUCGUGCUUGAUGCAAAAGACCCAGCGCUUUUCGUCGCUCUUCCGGCAUUACAGCAAGCACCAUGGCUUGCCGCGCGAAUGUCUAGACUUCUUCUUCAUGGUUGGCGGAUCUCAUACCCUCGUACACUAACGAACCUACCACAGAGCCUCUUGGACCCCGAAGAAUGCCCCGAAUCUGUCCAUUUGCAAAAGAACGACAUCAUUCAGGUGCGGCACCGGCGGGACACGCCCAUCUUGAUGGCGCCAAAGCUAUCCGACGACGACUUCUUCCACUCCAUGAAGCGGAUGCUCCAGAGCGGCCUGAAUUGCGACGUGGUGCUCAAAGUAGGGCCAAACGAAGAUGAACUGCGAGCGCACAAGUGCGUUUUGACUACGCGGUGCGAAGUGUUUCGGUGCAUGUUUCCGGCCGAAGCCAAAGCUGGCAUGAAGGAGAGCGAAGACGGUACCGUACUCAUCCGGGACCACUCCCCCGACAUGGUUGCCAAGCUGCUCGAGUUCAUCUACACCAACCGCGUGCACGACUUGGCCAAACUCACGACCGCCCAAUUGAUUGACCUGCUGUCGCUGGGUGACCAGUAUCUCAUGCGGCCACUGCGCGACUUGUGCGAAAUCCAAGCCAAGGAACUCGUCAACAACGAAUCAUGCGUCAAGCUGCUGAACGCCGCGGAAAAGUUCAACGCUGGCUUCCUCAAAGAGACUUGUGUGAACCACAUUGUGGACAAUAUGGCCCAGCUCAUUGACGAAGACGGGUUCCGCCUCGAGAUUGAGCAGUGUCCGUCGCUCGCCCUUGUCCUUCUGCGCGCUCAACACAUGCAAGCCAGUCCGUCCGCCCUCGAGCCGUCUGCAAAACGGCGCCGCCUAACCAUGCCAACCACCGACGACUACGACGAGUAUGAAUAGUAGCUGACGCGCCGCUGUAGAACCGUCCUUGUAUACCACCUCCUUUACAGUUGUAGUUGUAGUACUGUAGCCUAGCCCAAAAAUAUGUAUUUAAACCCUGCCGAGUAAAUGAUGUGCUUGCUUCUGUCUA